AUGCCGACACAGACGACAACGACAUCGACAAACGUCGCGUACAAUGGAUUCGUGAAUACUGACGAAGUGCCGCCGCCGCCCCAACGAGAAAGACCGCCGGUUGUUGGGGGGCGGCAAUCAAAAGAGAGGGUGCGCGUGUGCCUUUGUGUGAAAAUAUCGGUCGGGGGUGAGGGAGGAAAACCUGCGGCGGCGGUCGGGGGAUCGAUAAGCGCCGGCGACGGGGCCCGGCCAGGCGGCGAGCGCUCCCAUUCGCGACUGCCGGCCACACCCAGUGACACACCGGAGGGCGACGGGCACCGCCCCGAACUUCCCCAUAGACAGCCGACACGUAACCACCAUCCCCGCUUCCACCGUCCCAGCGCGAAGAGUUUUCCCGUCGGGGCCUGGUAG
Macrosiphum euphorbiae (potato aphid) is the source of this 390-nucleotide messenger RNA. NCBI's taxonomy places the organism in Eukaryota, Metazoa, Arthropoda, Insecta, Hemiptera, Aphididae. The record is from the annotation of a GenBank genome assembly.